AUGGCUUGGGCGGACUCGAAACGGCGCAAAGCGACCUGGCUGGCUUUCGGACUGGUAGCUCUCGCGGCGGCAUCUCGAGCGGCCGAAUACCCUGGUGCUAAGGGCCAAAUUACCUACGGCGAAGAUGCUGCAUCUGCUACUACAUACUCGUCGCCUGAUGCUUCGGCUACCCCUGCAAUCUUGGACGAUAACUCGCGUGAAGCCGAACGCGCGUACAAACAAGCCGUCUCAGCACUUCGCAGCCUCGCAUCCCUACCGACACCCACACCACUCUCAGCCCACUCCCAUACCGGCUCUUCCCUCGACGCACUCAUAGCGCAACUAUUCCCGCAGCGCCUGUCGGAGGGACCAGGACCUGUGGCCAAUGCGAUCCGUAUAGUGAGCAAGCUACGACAGCAAGCUUCGGGAUAUAUCACCCGAACACUCGCGUGGGGCGAGGCGAGACGAGGGAGAGAGAAGGAGAAGGAGGAGAGAAGAGCGGUCAAAGUGCUGGACCUGCUCAGUCACGCUGCGUCGCUUGGACAUAUGGAUGCUUUGUUCACCCUGGCCAAGAUCGGUCUUCUCCCACCGACACACCACUUCCAAGUUGAUCUCCCCCUAGCAUACGACUCCUUCCAUCAACACGCCCUCGCAACCGGCAACGCAACAUCCCAAUUCUACCUCGGCGUCCUCCACAGCGCCGUCCACCACCCAAACGUCACCCACUCCCAAUCCCUCGCCCAGACCUACUACACAUUCGCAGCCAUCUCCGGCAGCAAGUCCGCUCAGAUGGCGCUCGGGUCCAGGUACUGGUCCGGGAUUGGCGUCGCAGAGGACUGCUAUAAGGCUGUGGCGUGGUACGAGGCGGCGGCGGAGCAGAGUUAUGCGAAGUUUCUGAGUGGGCCGCCGGGUGGACGGACGUUGCCGCUUACGAGUGUGCGGAUGAGCGAUCUGCAAGGCGGCGUGUUCGGGCCGGGCGCUAGUGCUGCCAGUACAGGCAUCAGUGGAUUGCGUGCGGUAGUGAAAGCUGCGAGAGCACAGGCGGCAGGCGAGACGUGGGAAGACAUUGUCGAGUACUAUAUGUACAAUGCCGACCGCGGCGAACCCGACUUCCUCUUCCGCCUCGGCAAGAUCUUCUACCAAGGAUCAAUCUACUCCGCACCCGGCGGCAUCGCGUCCGGCGGCGAGGGCGCCAUGCGCGUCCCGCGCGACUUUGGCCGUGCGCGGUACUACUUCGAGAAGCUCGCACGGAGCGUCUGGCCCGUUGACCCGCGCGAUCCUCUCCAGCACCUCAAGCUGCGCAACCCUGAUGACCAGCCCAAGGGCGGCGUCGGUCUGCAGGCGGCUGCGGCUGCGUUUCUUGCGCGUAUGCAUCUGAGAGGAGAAGGUGUGCCGAAGGACGGGAGGAAGGCGCGGAUGUGGGCUGAGAGAGGCGCGGAGUAUGGUGAUAAGGAGUGUCAUAACCUCCUUGGGAUUAUUUGGAGGGACGGAGUGAUUGAUGGGCGCAAGGAUGUUCGCAAGGCGCUUACGCAUUUCCAUACGGCGGCUAGCCAGGAGCUCGCUGAGGCGCAGGUGAACCUUGGGAAACACGCUGCCCAAAAAGGCGACCUCAAGCUCGCAACGAUGUAUUUCGAAUCCGCAAUGCGCCACGGCUCGCCCUUCGAAGCUUACUACCACCUCGCCAUGAUCCACUCCCGCACGCUCAACAGCGUCCAACCAGCCAUGCGCGCCGCAACCUGCUCCAUGGCCACAUCCUUCUUCAAAGUCGCCGCCGAACGGGCGGCAUGGCCCACACCCGACACAGCAGCAUGGGGCCGCGACGACCUCCGUGCAGGCGAGCUCGCAUACGAGCGUGGCGACGUCGAGCUUGCGCUGAUGCACUGGCGCGUCGCAGCUGAACGCGGUGUCGAGGCGGCGCAGAAUAAUGUGGCCUGGGCGCUCGACGCGGAUCGCAGUAUGUUGACGAGAGAGACGACAUCUCUCGACGCCGCCCAAGACGCGCUUAAGAUGUGGACGCGCAGCGCCGCACAGAACAACGUCGACGCGCUCGUCAAAGUCGGCGACUACUACUUCCACGGCCUCGGCAUACCCACCGAAUCAUCCACAUCCACCUCUCCCUCUUCCGCCUCUUCUUCGAGCGCACUCAGCGCAGACGAACGAGCGGCGCGCGCGGCGGCGUAUUAUCAGAGCGCUGCGGACACGCAGUUGAGCGCGCUCGCGAUGUGGAAUCUGGGGUGGAUGUACGAGAACGGCGUGGGCGUGCCGCAGGACUUCCAUCUUGCGAAACGGCAUUACGACGGGGCGCUCGAGACGAAUGCCGAGGCGUACCUCCCCGUCACCAUAUCGCUCGCCAAGCUAUAUGCACGGAGUGCGUGGCAUACGCUGUUAGGCCGCGAGGGCGGCCUUGGGAUAUGGAAGGGCGAGGGCGACGAGGAGAUUGAUGAGGGCGCGAGGAGGGAGAUUGAGGGUGCUAGGGAGAGGGAGAGGGAACGGGAGGAGCAGAGGGAGAGGCAGGAGGCUGAGGAGAGGUAUGGGGAGGGCGAUGAUGAGGGUGGAUGGUAUAUGGGUCGUGCGCGGGACGAGUUCAAUCGUAGACGUCUUGGGUCCGACGCGCGCGAUGAUGACGACGACCCUAUCAAGUGGGCCUACGAGCGCCGGCGUGAAGAACGCGACCGUGAUACCGACUACGGGCCCGAAGACUACUUUGACGGCGCACUGCGUCCGAACCGCGAAGAUUACGCGGACGACGAUGAGGUGUUCGAGACGGCCGUGCUCAUUGGAUUGUGCGUCGUCGUGAGCUUGCUUCUGUAUGUGCGUGGGAGGAUGGUCGAGCGUAUGAGGCGCGAGGAGCGCGAUCGACGGGAUGGAGAGCGGAGGGAGGGCGAUCCGGCGAGGGAGGAGUGGGCUGUACCUAGAUAG
Molecule: messenger RNA, 2898 nt
Organism: Peniophora sp. CBMAI 1063
Lineage: Eukaryota; Fungi; Basidiomycota; Agaricomycetes; Russulales; Peniophoraceae
Source: the annotation of a GenBank genome assembly